Emys orbicularis (European pond turtle) is the source of this 1144-nucleotide messenger RNA. RefSeq names its product aurora kinase B (gene AURKB). Gene Ontology annotation, molecular function: protein kinase activity; ATP binding. Bases 47 to 1144 code for a protein of 365 amino acids. The transcript has 9 exons. The record is from RefSeq and is a predicted model, not a curated record. NCBI's taxonomy places the organism in Eukaryota, Metazoa, Chordata, Testudines, Emydidae. Gene Ontology annotation, cellular component: spindle microtubule; spindle midzone; spindle pole centrosome. Gene Ontology annotation, biological process: mitotic spindle organization; regulation of cytokinesis; protein phosphorylation.
GUGGGAGGCCGGCUCGGGAGAGCGAGCGGAGCGCGCGAGCCCCGGAAUGGCCUACAAGGAGAACGUGACCCCUGGUACCGGCACCAGCCUGGCCAAGUAUGGGGUGUUGAGCGGGCCGGGCGCCCAGCGAGUCCCCCGGAAGGAUCCCUACAUGCCCAGCGGCACCCCCUCCGAGUCGCUGCUGGCGCAGAGGGCCAUGGCCAGCACCAAUAAGAUUAUCCUGAAGUCCUCCAGCAUCCAGAAGCCAGCCGUCCCGGGCAGGGUGCCCGCCGAACUCAGCUCCGGUGCCCAGGCGGCUCAACCCACCCCCCAGCGAGUCUUUACCAUCAAUGACUUUGAGAUCGGGCGCCCGCUGGGCAAGGGGAAGUUCGGGAACGUGUACCUGGCCCGGGAGCGGGCGUCCCGGUUCAUCGUGGCGCUCAAGGUGCUCUUCAAGUCGCAGAUGGAGAAGGAGGGCGUGGAGCACCAGCUGCGGCGGGAGAUCGAGAUCCAGUCCCAUCUCCAACACCCCAACAUCCUGCGCCUCUACAACUAUUUCCACGACAAGAAGCGGGUCUACCUGAUCCUGGAGUACGCGCCCCGCGGCGAGCUCUACAAGGAGCUGCAGAAGUGCCGGCAAUUUGACGAGCAGAAGACCGCCACGUUCAUGGAGGAGCUCGCUGACGCGCUCAUCUACUGCCACGCCAAGAAGGUGAUUCACCGUGACAUCAAGCCGGAAAAUCUCCUCAUGGGCCUCAAGGGCGAGCUCAAGAUCGCCGACUUCGGCUGGUCCGUGCACGCGCCCUCGCUCAGGCGGAGGACCAUGUGUGGCACGCUCGAUUACCUGCCUCCCGAGAUGAUCGAGGGCAAGACGCACGACGAGAAGGUGGAUCUAUGGUGCAUUGGGGUCUUGUGCUAUGAGCUCCUGGUGGGGCAGCCUCCCUUCGAGAGCUCCACCCACACGGAGACAUAUCGCCGCAUCACCAAGGUGGAUCUGCAGUUCCCGCCGUUCAUGUCGGAAGGUUCCCGGGACCUGAUCGCCAAGCUGCUGCGCCACAACCCCGCGGAGCGGCUGCCGCUGCGGGCCGUGCUGGAGCACCCCUGGGUGAAGGCCAAUUCCCGGCGGGUGCUGCCGCCCGUCUUCAACCCCACCCCUGCUAACUAG